Hemisphaericaspora subhashii is the source of this 1191-nucleotide messenger RNA. It is a transcript of the gene ILV5, whose product is annotated as ketol-acid reductoisomerase. Bases 1 to 1191 code for a protein of 396 amino acids. Gene Ontology annotation, biological process: L-valine biosynthetic process. The record is from RefSeq and is a predicted model, not a curated record. Lineage: Eukaryota; Fungi; Ascomycota; Pichiomycetes; Serinales; Debaryomycetaceae. Gene Ontology annotation, cellular component: mitochondrion. The transcript has a single exon. Gene Ontology annotation, molecular function: ketol-acid reductoisomerase activity.
AUGUCUAUGAGAACUGCUUCUAUGCGUAUGGCUACUAGAUUAGCCGUCAGACCAACCGUCUCCAAGAGAGCUUUACACAUGUUAGCCAAUGCUGUUGCUCGUCCAACUACCUACAAGGCCAUUACUCCAUUUGGUACUCGUGGUGUUAAGACCAUCAAUUUCGGUGGUACUGAAGAAAUCGUCUAUGAACGUUCCGAUUGGCCAAGAGAAAAAUUAUUAGAAUAUUUCAAGAAUGAUACUUUAGCUUUAAUCGGUUAUGGAUCUCAAGGUUAUGGUCAAGGUUUAAACUUGAGAGAUAAUGGAUUAAAUGUCAUUAUUGGUGUUCGUAAGAAUGGUCAAUCUUGGAAGGCUGCUGUUGAAGAUGGUUGGGUUCCAGGUGAAAAUUUAUUCGAUGUUACUGAAGCUAUUCAAAAAGGUACCAUUGUUAUGAAUUUAUUAUCUGAUGCUGCUCAAUCUGAAACUUGGCCAACUAUUAAACCUUUAUUAACUGAAGGUAAGACCUUAUACUUCUCCCAUGGGUUUUCUCCAGUUUUCAAGGAUUUAACUCAUGUUGAACCACCUUCAAACAUUGAUGUCAUUUUAGCUGCUCCAAAGGGUUCAGGUAGAACUGUUAGAUCUUUAUUCAAGGAAGGUAGAGGUAUCAACUCUUCUUAUGCCGUCUGGAACGAUGUUACCGGUAAGGCUGAAGAAAAGGCUAUUGCUUUAGCUGUUGCUGUUGGUUCUGGUUAUGUUUACCAAACCACUUUUGAACGUGAAGUUAAUUCCGAUUUAUACGGUGAACGUGGUUGUUUAAUGGGUGGUAUUCACGGUAUGUUCUUAGCUCAAUACGAAGUCUUGAGAGAAAAUGGUCAUACUCCAUCUGAAGCUUUCAAUGAAACUGUUGAAGAAGCUACUCAAUCUUUAUACCCAUUGAUUGGUAAAUAUGGUAUGGAUUACAUGUACGAUGCUUGUUCUACUACUGCCAGAAGAGGUGCUUUGGAUUGGUAUCCAAGAUUCAAGGAUGCUUUGAAACCAGUUUUCGAAGACUUAUAUGAAUCUGUUAAGAAUGGUUCUGAAACUAAACGUUCUUUAGAAUUCAAUUCUCAAGUUGAUUAUAGAGAAAAAUUGGAAGCCGAAUUAAAGACCAUUAGAGAAAUGGAAAUCUGGAGAGUUGGUAAGGAAGUUAGAAAAUUACGUCCUGAAAACCAAUAA